AUGGUGCACAUGAAUGUCCUGGCAAAUGCUCUCAAAAGUAUCAACAAUGCAGAAAAACUAGGAAAAAGCCAGGUCCUCAUUAGGCCGUGCUCUAAAGUAAUCGUCAGGUUCUUAACUGUGAUGAUGAAGCAUGGUUACAUUGGUGAAUUUGAGAUCAUUGAUGAUCACAGAGCAGGAAAAAUUGUUGUGAACCUCACAGGCAGAUUAAACAAGUGUGGUGUAAUCAGCCCCAGAUUUGAUGUUCAAUUGAAAGAUCUGGAAAAGUGGCUUACAACUUCAGCUGGCAUCAUGGACCAUGAGGAAGCAAAACGAAAACACACAGGAGGAAAAAGCCUGGGAUUCUUUUUCUAA
Messenger RNA from Dromiciops gliroides (monito del monte), 351 nucleotides. Its product is annotated as 40S ribosomal protein S15a-like. Bases 1 to 351 code for a protein of 116 amino acids. The transcript has a single exon. NCBI's taxonomy places the organism in Eukaryota, Metazoa, Chordata, Mammalia, Microbiotheria, Microbiotheriidae. The record is from RefSeq and is a predicted model, not a curated record. Gene Ontology annotation, biological process: translation. Gene Ontology annotation, molecular function: structural constituent of ribosome. Gene Ontology annotation, cellular component: ribosome; cytosolic small ribosomal subunit.